AUGUCUUCGCCUCCGCAAGAAACACUAGCUAUUGACCCUGACGCUACACGGGAUGACCCGGCGCUAGACGGGGAGGAGAUGGCGGAUGUGGAGACAAAAGCGAAGUUGUCGAUUGAUAGUGAUGAGGCGAAGGAGGAUGCUGAUGCUGAGGUUAUACUUUCGGCUACUGCAUCGGUGUCGUCGAGUCUUUAUGAGAGUGUCGAGGAAAAUGGGAGAAAUUAUCAUAAAUAUAAAGAAGGGAAAUACUACUUACCAAAUGAUGAGAACGUGCCCUCGAUUUCGGAACCGGAACCGGAAUCUGGGCAAUUGAAUUCGCAGAAAAAUAUCCCAAUUGUCAGCGUCCCAGCCAAUCUCACAUUCGAAGUCGACGACAUAGAAGAUGCUUGGGUAUAUUCUCAUCAAUUCAGCUACAUCCAUGGCCGACUUAUGGCAUUUGCGCUCAAGAAUCCACUUGAAGUAUUCAAAAAAGCGUUUAAAUCCCUCUCACCAGGUGGGUAUUUCGAGAUGCAAGAUCUCAAUCUCCCAAUCAAGGCUUUAGACAACUCUCUUGAGGGGACCACCAUGCAACGUAUCUCCGAGUUACUUCUCAGCACGGUGGCGAAAGUAGGAUUGGAUCCUACGACGACGGGUAGGUACAAGAAGAUGAUGGAGGAAGUUGGAUUCGUGGAUAUUAAAGAGGUGGUGAUUGAAUGGCCGAUUGGCACGUGGGCGAAGGGUGCGUAUCAUAAGAAAUUAGGUAGGUGGUUUAGGAGGGAUAUGGAGGUUGGGACGGAGGGGAUUUUGAUGGGGCUGUUUACUAGGGUGAUAGGGAUGACGAGGGAGGAAGUGCUUGAGUUGGUGGUGGAGUUGAAGCGGGAGAUGAGAGAUCCAAAGAUUCAUGCCUAUCAGCCAUUGGCGGAGGAGAAAAAGGCCAAGAAAAAGGAUGAUGACGAUCAAGAUGGAGGUGGCCAGCCGUCAGCUAACGGGAACAAGAAUGGGAAACCCAAAAACAAGGAGAAACAAGAGGCCUAUCUCGCGAACUAUGGGAAAAAAGCUUCGGGAGGAAAGCAGCCGAAAAAGAACGAAGGGACGAAACAAAAGACGGCUAGGGUGCUGAGAACAAAGCUCUCAAGCGUCGUGAAGUUUUUGAAAAAGACCUUUACGAUUGAACCGAAAACCCGUGAAAUUUGA
Messenger RNA from Glarea lozoyensis ATCC 20868, 1170 nucleotides. Its product is annotated as S-adenosyl-L-methionine-dependent methyltransferase. The record is from RefSeq and is a predicted model, not a curated record. The transcript is spliced from 7 exons. Lineage: Eukaryota; Fungi; Ascomycota; Leotiomycetes; Helotiales; Helotiaceae. Bases 1 to 1170 code for a protein of 389 amino acids.